AUGAAAUUCCUUAUUGCAUUAUUAACAACUCUCGUCUGCGUCAAUGCCUACAGAGUACGUGUUGAUUCAAUUUCUUCGGCCUCCAGUGAGGAGCUCAUUAUUAGACCACCAGUUGUUGGCCAACCUCAACCAUCCAUUUUGCCCAAACCAAUCGUCGACUCUAUAUCCUCGGCGUCCAGUGAGGAGUUGAUUGUCUUACCACAUGGUGGACCACGUCAAAUACAGCUAACCGGUGUCGGCGUACUUGGAAAGCCCAUUCUGCAGGCCGUGAAGGUAAAGAGUCCACUAUAUGGUGCGCUUUUAGGCAACAAUCAUAUGCUUGCGCAAAUCUUUGCGCCACAAGAUGCCGCUGUGUAAAGUGUGACCAGACCCUGGACCGAGGAUCCGCUGUGAAACGUUAAAAGUGGCAUUCCUGAUUUUAAUUUUCAAUCUUCGA
Molecule: messenger RNA, 436 nt
Organism: Ceratitis capitata (Mediterranean fruit fly)
Lineage: Eukaryota; Metazoa; Arthropoda; Insecta; Diptera; Tephritidae
Exons: 2
Coding region: 1-357 (118 amino acids)
Source: RefSeq, a predicted model, not a curated record